AUGGGCUGUGAUAUUGCUGGGGCUCCAAACAACAAAGGUAUAAAGAAGAGAGGAACCCUUGGCGGAUUCAUUGAGCAUCCACAAUAUGGUAUAUGUGGACUUUCGUGUGCGCAUGUCUUAUUAAAUUUUGAAUAUUUUGAAAAGUUAAAAACGAAUGGCGGAAGGAUGCACUGGCCAGACUUUCAUCCAUGUGAAGCAGUAUACCAACCAGGCGACUCCGACCAUCAGAUUGGACGGCUGGUGCAAGCCGUGUGCCUGGAAGGUGGCAAAGAUGAUAUCGGAGUAGAAGUUGCACUGUUUCAGAUAGAACAGCGUCCUCCAGUUGAGGGGGAAUUUCCUUCGACGCUAAAUGGAGCUGAUGGGGAAGACUUGCGGUUUAAUUCUGGGAAAACAUAUGGGUUGUCCCGAUUAAACAAAUGGCCCGUCGUCAAAUUUGGAAGAAGUACAGAUAAGACUAGCGGAGUGUUUGUUUCGAAUCAGCCGUUAGUUUCUGUAAAAACUAUAAAAAACAAAUGGGAUGACCGUGAAUGUAGCAUUACUCUUCAUAAUCAGUUGGAGAUACAGUCAGUACUGUCGAAUACACAAUUUGCAGACACCGGGGACUCUGGAUCUCUUGUCUUUAUGAAAGAUGAGACUGGUGAAUAUGUAUGUGUCGGUAUGGUUGAAGGCGGGACUCCAUAUGGAACAACAAUUGUUACACCUAUAACUCCAAUUCUAGAUCAAUUCAAAGUAUUUAGAUUAAAAAGUUUUCAGGAAAAAAUAUUUGAAAGAUAUGUAAAGAACACCUUACAGGUUAUUUUAGAUAAAUUAAGUUGAAUUAUGCCAGGGAAAAAUAUUUAAUUAAUUAGGACAACUAAUUUGACCAGACAAGCAAUGCAUUUAAUGGUUUCUACACAAGUUUACGUUUAUUAAAAAAAUAUUUAAAAAGCCUUCUAUGUACAAUGAAACAUAUAACUUAAUAAUGAUCCUGAAAAUUUUAGCCCGCAUGCCUUUGUGACCCAAAUGGCAAUAAGGCGCACCCCAUCUGGUUGAUGAACAUUUUGUUAUAUUUUCAUUCGCUAUGUAUUUUGUAUAAAAAACCGUGAUUUGUCGUUGAUUCAAAUCAAUGUAUGGAGUUCAAAUGCGAUGGAAUUUUAUCACGAUGAUGCAACACCUACAAACAAUAAUUUAUUUGUUUAUGUUAGAUUCUAAUUUAUUUAAGGUCUAUUGUGAUCAAAGCUUCAAGCGUAAUUGUACCAUUCUCGAGUCCACUUAAUGAGUAUUUUAUUCAAAUGUAAAUAACUGUUUGGGAUUGUAACACGUUAUCAAGGAUUGUUACGUGCAUCCUUGACGGCAUACACAAAUAUUUGCCUGAUUUGUUUGGUUUCUUUUCCAGCGCGCCGCUGUAACAUUUUGACGCUCUGACCUAAUCAUUGUGACUUAUAAAAAUGAAUUU
Mercenaria mercenaria is the source of this 1435-nucleotide messenger RNA. RefSeq lists its product as uncharacterized. Lineage: Eukaryota; Metazoa; Mollusca; Bivalvia; Venerida; Veneridae. The record is from RefSeq and is a predicted model, not a curated record. Bases 1 to 816 code for a protein of 271 amino acids. The transcript is spliced from 2 exons.